AUGAACAUGCAGAAACAGAAUACUAUUUAUAACAAUAUACAACAAUAUUAUAAUGAUAAUAACAUCAACAACAAAGACAAGGAUAAGGAUAAGGACAAAGAUACAUAUGUCCAACAACCAAAGAUACUCAGCUCAUCGAUGAGAUUGAGGAAACCUCAUAAUAAUAUUGCACCUCAAUCAACAUUGCCAUUGAGCUUCAGUGGCAACAAUGUAUUUCUAAAGAGGAGUAGUAGUAAUGGAGUCUUCAAUAGAGGAUCUUCGGCAUCGACCUCAACAUCAGACUCGCCAACUGGUGCCGAUCACAUGUCACAGGCAACCACACCAUCAAGAUGUUCACCAAUCCUAUCACCUUAUCUCAACUGGGUCAAUGUUCAGAGUCUGUUCACUCUCGAGAUGAUUGAGAAUGGCAAGAAGAACAACAACAAUAAUAAUAGUAUAAGUAGUAGUAGCAAUAAUAAUAGACCUCUACAUCAAUCAAACUCAUCAGCUAUAUCAACUUCAUCACAAUGCUCACCGGCAUUGUCGCCAACUACUGCCACUCCACUCAGCAACUCAAUCGAAAAGACAACUCCGCCACCACGACCCCCGCGUCUAAGUCAGCCGCCACUCUCCUCCCUUCCCACGUCCUUGUCCUCCUCCUCCUCCUCGUCCUCGUCUACGUCCACUCCUACGACCGCACCCCCUACCAUUACAUCCUCUGGCCGGCAUGCGCCUGCCGAACCCGAGAUGCUGGACGUCUUGUCCAAGGUGCGAAUCUUCCAGGAGAAGGAAGCGCGCAACCUUGAGCGUCAGUCAUCAUAUGUGGCGAAGAGUCCAAAGAGUGUUGGAGGGCAACCAGCCAGCCUGCCCGCGACCAACUCACCAAACUUUAAGUUUGGCAAUGUGCGCAGCCCGAUUGUGUCGCAGUUGAGGGACCGCCGAUCGAUCCCCAACUCACCCAUUCGUCUGUUCCAACAACAACAGCGAUUGCGGUUGCAGGAGCAGAUGCGCCAAGAGGAGUUGGAGCAGGAGCAGGAGCAGGAGUUGCAGCGCAUCCAGAAUCGUCCAAUACCCAGCAGCUUCAGCUUUGACAUCCCGCCACUGCAAGAGGUGGUACAGUGGUGCGCGCUGAACCCGCACGUUGAGGAGGCCAGACUGUCGCGUAGCAACAGCAGUAGUAAUGGCAGCGGCAAUGGUGCCAAUCCUUAUGCACACCAGAUCAAGAAGCCGUACCCGCCAUUCUCGCGUCCAGACGAUGAUGAGGCGGCCAACACAAGACAUGCCAACACACUACAAUUGUUGGCUGAGCUGUCUGGUACGGAGGAAGACUACCUACGCGAUGUGGAUCAUGUCAUUGGAUGGCUUAGGCCAUUGCUCCUCAAGAAGAGAUAUGCAAAGUCAAUGUUAUUAUCCCUCGUCACUGGCAUCGAGUUCAUUCGUAACAUCAGUGCCACCCUUGUCGACGACAUCAAGGCAAGUCGAGGCGGUGAUCAACUGACCGUGGGUGCGGCCAUCGAAGUAUUCCAGCGAGCUUAUCCAUUCCUAAGGUUGUACUCCGAGUAUUGUAAGAACUAUUCCAAGUCAAUAGCAUUCGUUAGUGAGUUGUCAAAGUCAGAUGGACACUUUAGCCAAGUACUCAAGGACAUUAUGGACGACCCUCUAUCACGUGGACUUGGUCUACCCGACUUCCUAAUCAAACCAAUUCAGAGACUGUGCAAGUAUCCAUUAUUCUUCAAUGAACUGAUAAAGAACACCGCCGACGAGGUUGUUUAUGCAGAACUGAUUGAAGUACAUCAGAACUUGAAUCAGGUGGCAGUGUUUAUCAAUCAAUGCCAACAUCACUCGGAUGAUAAUGAGCGAUUGGUAAAGGUGCAGGAAUCAGUGGACAACGUGCCAUUCGCUAUAUUCGACUCAUCAAGACGUUUGCUCAAAGAGCUGUCAGUGCGCCUGGAUCGCGAGUCUGGCGAGACCCGUCAUCUAUUCCUAUUUAACGAUAUACUGUUGUUUGCCAAACCAAAAGGAAAGGUAACCAAUCGCUAUCAGUUCUCUGCUUGCAUCCCAUUGCAUGCUGCCACCAUCAUCAUGUACGACGUCGAGUCAUCCAUCUCGAUCAAAGGUGGCGACGCUGGUUCAUCCAUCCGAAUCGACCUAUUCUUUGCCAACGCCGACGAGAUGAAUGAGCUCUACCAUCUAAUGUAUCACCAGAUGAAGGAAUACCGUGUACAUCACCAAAGCGCAAUGAAUAGGACAUUAGGAGCACAAGUUGCCGCUCCACUGUGGGAUGGAUCGGACAGUUCAGUACAUGUACACUCAAAGAAUACAGAUAGACAUAGGGAGUUGAAACGUGGUCCUAGGGGAGGACUGUUUGCCAUCAUGGAUGCCUUUGACAAUCCGAAUGGGGCAAAUACAACAAUGAACGAUACACAACCAUUACCAAAGAGUCGGAGCAAGUUAUCAUUGGCAUUCCUUAAGAAUAAAGACUAA
Acytostelium subglobosum LB1 is the source of this 2463-nucleotide messenger RNA. RefSeq lists its product as hypothetical. Bases 1 to 2463 code for a protein of 820 amino acids. The record is from RefSeq and is a predicted model, not a curated record. NCBI's taxonomy places the organism in Eukaryota, Evosea, Eumycetozoa, Acytosteliales, Acytosteliaceae. The transcript has 5 exons. Gene Ontology annotation, molecular function: guanyl-nucleotide exchange factor activity.